Molecule: messenger RNA, 5530 nt
Organism: Erythranthe guttata (spotted monkey flower)
Lineage: Eukaryota; Viridiplantae; Streptophyta; Magnoliopsida; Lamiales; Phrymaceae
Gene: MOS1
Product: modifier of snc1
Biological process (GO): epigenetic regulation of gene expression
Source: RefSeq, a predicted model, not a curated record
ACCAUGGUUAAGAUAACAAAAACCAGUAAUAUAGGCAGUGAGUGUUUAGGUUCAUUCAACCCAAUUUUUCUCUCUCCUCCCCGUUUCUCUCUCUAUCUCUCUCUUCUCCGAUCUCCUCUUGCCACCGCCGCUGUUCGUUUCCGUCAAUCAAACGGCGUCGUAUACUCCCCAUCAUCUCCGUCAUCUUUGACAGACAAUUUAACUCUACACCAAAUACUCGCAUUCAUUCAAAUUUGCAACUUCCGUAGAUCGAUACUUCGUGCAGAUCCGUCUCCGGUCACGUCAAGUUGUUUGGAUGACAUUGGCACUCCAGUUGGAAAAUGAAUUCAAAUAUGCUGGCUGGAGAACGAAGAUGGGCCACUGCAAGAAGGGGUGGCAUGACUGUUUUGGGGAAAGUUGCUGUACCAAAGCCCCUAAACCUGCCGAGUCAAAGGUUGGAGAACAAUGGUUUGGAUCCCAGUGUUGAAAUUGUUCCAAAGGGUACUCUUAGCUGGGGAAGCCGGCCAUCUUCCUCUGGUUCAAAUCCAUGGAUUUCUUCAUCGCUGUCACCAAAGGCUGAUGGUGGUACCGUUUCACCUAGUCAUGUCAGUGGCCGUCCUUCAUCAGGUGGAAGUGGUACUCGUCCAUCAACUGCUGGUAGUGAUAGAACACAUGAACCUGUUGCCGGUGCUUGGGGUCCAAAUUCUAGGCCUUCAUCGGCUUCUGGGACAUUGUCAUCAAAUCAAACAUCAUCGACAGCGCUGCGCCCUAGAAGUGCAGAGAACAGGCCUAACAGCUCGCAGCUUUCACGAUUCGCAGAGCCUGGAUCCAAAAGUUCAGCAGCAUGGGGUCCACAUGCAGAAAGAUUGGGUGCAAAGUCCUCCAAGGAAGAUAUGUUCUCACUGAGUUCUGGAGAUUUUCCAACUCUCGGUGCUGAGAAAGACCAUUCGGUGAAGAAUAUUGAAUUAGAAGAUGAUGGCCGUCCUAGCUCAGCUUCUGGUAGAAUAGCUCUGGAAAAAGAGAACAUAAAAUACCAGGCUGAUGUAAUGCAUGGAACCGUGAAUACAUGGAGGGCCGAUGGUUCCCAAAAUGCAGAGGAUGAUAUCCAUCCAAGCAUGGAGAAACGACAUGGUGAUCACCAUCAAUAUUAUAAUGCCAAUGCUGGGCCGCAGCAUUUUGACUCGUGGCGUGGUCCUCCUAUGAAUGGUCCAGCUGGCGGUUGGUAUGGGGGGCGUCCUCGUGGCCCACCAUUUGGGGGUCCUGUUGCACCUGGUGGUUUUCCAAUGGAACCAUAUCCUUAUUACCGCCCUCAGAUGCCGCCACCCCCUCUAGCGGGUUCACAGCCAGUUCCACCACAAGGUCCUAGAGGAGGACCCCAUCCCAAAAACGGUGAUUUGUACCGCCCACAAAUGCCAGAUGCCUAUGCACGACCAGGUAUGCCAUUUAGACCAGGUUUCUACCCUGGCCCCCCUGGACCCCAUGGCCCACCUGGACCAAUGGCUUUUGAGGGGUAUUAUGGACCACCAAUGGGCUAUUGCAACAAUGAACGGGAUAUUCCUUUUAUGGGUGUUGGAGGAGGGCCACCUGUGUAUAAUGGCUAUCCUGCACCUGCACCUGCACCUGCUCCUGAUAUUAGUAAUUCUCAUGGCGGCAGAGGUGCUGGGCGUGGUCCUGCUAGCAAAACAUUGUCUGAGCAUGCGGAAGCUGAUCAUUUAGAGGAUAAUACUCAAGGACCAAAAAGAGGUCUUUUGAGGAACCACAAUGAGGGCCAGAGAGUGGAAGGAGAAAAUCGGGAGCACAACCAGCAACCUAAUGUCUUGUUUUCUGGAAAAGGUCGCCUUCCUACGAUACCGUACCGAAAGAAUGAGUGGGGGGCUGAAGAGGUCACAGAAGAAGCUGUAGUUCCUCAAAGGAGAACACCACCAACCGAUAACUUUUCACGCGGUUAUGAAAAUAGAGCUACAGACAGUGUGAAAGUGAAGUCGUUUGAAGGUGUACGUAAUGUGAAAGGAGUGGAAGAUAAUUUGGCAAAUAAAUCUGGAAUUGUGCAAUCUUUCUCUCCAGAAUUGCCUCAGAUACCCCCUGUCAGUGAGAGAGAUACAACACUAAAUGCUGCUGCAAAGAAAACAGCACUAAUGCAGAAAAUUGAUGGCUUGAAUGCAAAAAUCCGUGUUACUGAUGGACGAAAUGAUUCCUCCGGUGCUUAUAACAAAGAAGAAGAAAGGAGAGGAUCUCAAAUAGCUGGUGAAGUUAGUGAUGCAACUCGAACUGUAGAUAGGACUCUUCUUCCCAGAGAUUAUGUAUCUGUUCCCCAGGAAAUGAAUGUUCCGAUUGCUGAUAAGCCAAUGCAACAAAUGUCUGUCAUGUCUAGGAGACCAUAUAAUGGUGAGCAGGGUAGAGAUAAUCGUGGCAAAGGAAAGUUCAAUAGUCAGGAUGCCGAUGGGUGGCGAAGGAAGCCUACUAAUAUUGAUUCUGCUGCACCUAACAUCAAUGCACAUGGUCCUAAUGUUGCAGUGGAGGCUUCUGAGAAUUCUAUGAUCAACCCGGCAGGAAAGAUUGAAGGAGAUUUAAUUGAAACAAAUGACUCAAUUGAUAUUCAGGCACAGCGUGCCAAGAUGAGAGAGUUGGCUAAACAACGUGCCCUUCAGCUACAAAAGGAAGAGGAAGAAAGGAUUAGGGAGCAAAAGGCCAAGGCUUUAGCUAAACUGGAAGAAUUAAACCGGCGAUCACUCGCAGGUGAAGCUGCAAACAAGAAUUCUGAGAAAACUGAAGCCGUCAGUGACAUCCGAGUAGAACAAAAAGAACCACAAACAGUUUGUGAACCAGUGAAGGCUGAUCUCGAGUUCCAAGAACCUGGUUGGAAUAUGGAUGUUGCUUCUGUAGACACACACGGCAGUGCAAACCAGACUGGAGAAUCUGUUCAAGUGUCAAGAAAUUUGCCUUUGGAGAAAAAACGUGAAGGUUCAUUGGAGUCCAAUGUGUCUCCUUUACCUGUGAAUGAAGAUGCUCGUGCUGACAGUGGUAAAAAAGUGGCAGCUCAAUUUCAUGACGGAGGCAACUCUAGGCCCAAGCGGACCGGUUAUAAGCAAAAACAGAACAAUUUGGUACAGAAGAGCUCGAGUGAAUUAUCUGCCCCCCAUGUUGCAUCCGAGGCACAGAAAAGUCAUACUAUUGCAGAUAUUCCACCACAUGAUGGCCCAUCAGGGGAGAUCAAAAUAAUCGAGUCAAAUGUGCCCAACGUGUCUAGUACUGUGGUUGAGCCUUCUGCCCAUCAAAGGAAGAAACAUAACCGUAAUAGUAAGCAUAAGCACAAACUGGAUGAGACCACUGCAGUUCCUGCUUUACCAUCAGUAAUAUCAGACGUUGAUUCUGGCAAGGAGCCUGUAAAAAAUGGCGAAUCUAAGGAUUCUUUGUCGAAAUUGGAUAGCUCUGUAUCAACCGUGGCUGAGCCUGAUAGAGGAACACCGUCUCAGGAUGUAGGCUCUUCUUUAGCCAAUGAAGAAUCUCAAACCAAAGGAUCCAAUCAAUGGAAACCUCACCCUUCUCGCCGAUUGCCGAGAAAUCAACAUGCUAAUAGAUUUACCGACAAGCACCAUGGCAGUGAUACUGUUGUUUGGGCUCCUGUGCGUUCAGAUAACAAGGCUAAGGGUUCUGUUGACUCAAGUCAGAAAUCUACACAGGAAUCUGAUUAUUUGGUGAAGGGUGAUAGUGCGGCGGCAGAGAAUAGUUCGAAAGGCAAGAGGGCUGAAAUGGAGAGAUAUGUUCCGAAGCCUGUAGCGAAGGAGCUGGCUCAGCAAGGAAAUAUUCAACCUUUGACUUCUUCAAUUAGCUCUUCUAGACCAAACGAGGCUGCUGAGAGGGAACAACCUGUAAUCUCCAUGGCUGCACAUGUUGGAUCUACGGUAGAGAUUAACGAGGGUGAUGUGAGCCAUAACAAGCAUAAAAAAGAGCUGGGGACUUGGAAACAACGGGGUAGUUCGACAGAUUCAUCUCAUGUGAAGGGUGGUGCACAUGUUGAGCCGUCUCUUAAAUCGGAGCUAACCAAGGAUGUUAAACAAUCUAAAGAUUCUGUUCAUUUGGUCAAACCUGAAACUGAUGAUGGCCAUAAUAUGCCCAAAAAUACGAGCAAAUAUCCUUCGGUUAAGGAUCAGGGAGCAAUAAACAGAGGAAAGAGACAUCCCUCUCGGGGGGGCCAUAGGGGCGCUGGAAAUAAUCCCGAUGCUGAGAAUACUUCUAGUGGUGAAAUUGAUGGAAGUAAUAUUCAAUCUGCAGGACCUGACAAAAUUCAGACAGACAGAACUUUUAUCUCAAAAGAGAAUCGUAACUUUGUCGGGGAGCGGUCAUCAUCUCACUGGCAACCAAAGUCGAACUCGAGCAACGCAAAUAACAAUCAGCAUGUGAACAGAAACGCUGGAACUGAAUCUGUGACCACAGAAACCAACAGGUUCCCAAAGAAGGACCACCCUCAGCAUAAGGCGCACGUCAGUCAAACUCAGCCAGGUCAUCAUUAUGCCAAUGUCAAGAGUAAUGUGACUGAGGAGUCGACUUUAGGCAAUCAACAAGAAUUCAACAACAGAGAAAAGAAGCCCGCUCCAGCGAAAAGUCGUCCCUAUUCUCCAAACCAAGAUCCAGUUGGCUCUGGCGAUUCACCUCCUAAUUUCAACACAGAUGAUCAACAGCUUGAUAGGAAUAUGCCAUCGGGAUCUACGCGAAAUAAUGUGAGGCCACAGAAUCGUUCUGUCAGAGGGGGCCAUGACCCCCGUGGAGAUUGGUCUUCUUCAGGGUACGAUAACAGACCGCACAAUGCGCCUACAUUUCGGGAUAAUAGGCAGAGGCAGAACAUGCACUAUGAGUACCAUCCAGUGGGUCCCGUCAAGGGCAACAACAAAACCGAAAAAGUUGAGGAAGCAGCUGAUGGAGUUGAAGGUAUGGAGCAAAGACACAGGGAAAGAGGUCAGAGUCAGAGUCAACCCAAACGCGGAGGAAAUUUUUACAGGCGACAAACUGGGCCCGCUCAUGUGGACUCAAGUCGGAACUGAUUGACAAGUGAGAUUUGAGUAAAAUUUCCCGUCUUCUAUUUCUUGAUUAGCCAAUAUAAAAAUCCCAGCUUAGAUAUGGGCCUCUUCUAUUUUGAGUUCACAGAGAAAACUUAGUAUAUCUGUUUGACUGGUGGUGACACGUGGUUAGGGCACACCAUUGAGUGAUGUGAUGUGUUAGAUCGAUGAAAUUAUGGGGAUGCAGUAACCUAUUUUUACAAUUGUAAAAUUGAUUUCGAUAACGCGGUGACGUGGUUUGCAAGUAACCUUAACAAUGUGUAGCUCAGUUUCGUGUAUUGGGUAGUCGAUUCGUGCCUCGUGUGUAACUGGCCGAAGAACAAAGUAGAAAAGGGAAGAUUUGUAGUGUCUAUUCUAUAAUCUAUGUUUUGUUGGAACGGUGUCAUCCUUCGUGCCUUGUUUCUUUUUCGUCCACUCUGUCGGAAUUGCUACUACUGUUAUUGAUUAUAUUCGCCUUGCAGGUGCGAUUUGAAUGCAUUUUUGCUUUGUGAUUUUUA